AUGCUCAAUCAAAAUCAACGUUGUCCUGGCUUAUAUUGUGGACGAACUUUCGACAAUGAAAGUUGGUCUGAAUGUGGUGCUUGUCCAAGAGGGUCGCGCACAAAUGCAAGCUCUAUUUGCAAUGUAUGCGAAGCCGAUCCUAAAUUAUAUGAUUGGAUGUAUUUAGGAUUUAUGGUUCUCCUACCUCUAGUACUGCAUUGGUUUUGUGUAGAUCUUGUCGCUAAACGAAGAAGUUUCAGCAUCCAAGUAUUCAUUCUACAUUUGAGUUGUUUAUUUGAGGUAGGAAUUGCUGCAUUUUUCACUAUAUUGUGGGUGGAACCUACUUGGUCAUUUAGAGUUAAAUCUUGUGGUGUUGUUCGCUUAGCCGACUGGUACACUUUGCUUCACAAUCCUACCCCAAAUUACGAAAAGGCACUUCACUGCACACAGGAAGCAGUUUAUCCAUUACAUACUAUGGGUUUUGUAUUUUAUGGACUUUGCAUAGUUUUAAUGCUUUCUAUAAGACCAUAUUUGAGUAAAAAAUAUCUACCACAUACUGGUAAGAUGGCUAUAUAUUAUGCACUUUAUUUUUUUCCAAUAUUGGCUUUGUUACAUGCCGUUGCUGGUGGUUUGAUAUACUAUGCAUUUCCAUACAUAACCAUUAUCUUAUCUGUUGUAUCAAAUGCUACACAUUUCUCUUUCAAACUGGAUCAAUCAAUGAAGGAUUUAAUUCGAUCUUCGAUUGCUGAUUUGAGGAAUGCUAUUAUCAUCAUGGGACAUUGGAUUAUACUUGCUUAUGGAUUAUUAGCACUAACUAUAGAUAAAGGUGUGCCACAUCCCUUUGUUUUAUUGACCCUGGUACCACUACCAGCUGUUUUCUAUAUUCUCACAUCUCGAUUUACAGAUCCUAAUAAAAUACACACUGAUUAG
Messenger RNA from Ctenocephalides felis (cat flea), 909 nucleotides. RefSeq names its product JNK1/MAPK8-associated membrane protein-like. The record is from RefSeq and is a predicted model, not a curated record. Lineage: Eukaryota; Metazoa; Arthropoda; Insecta; Siphonaptera; Pulicidae. Gene Ontology annotation, biological process: response to unfolded protein. Gene Ontology annotation, cellular component: membrane. Gene Ontology annotation, molecular function: ubiquitin protein ligase binding. Bases 1 to 909 code for a protein of 302 amino acids. The transcript is spliced from 5 exons.